ACCUCCACUUCACCAUUUCUAUAACUCAUCACAACCCUUCACCAUGCCUUGCUCUACCAUGUCCACAAUUCUCCUUUCCAAAUGCACCGUCUUCCCCGCCCGGAAAUCUUCCCAGCCGGACUUAAAGCUCUCCGUCUCCGAUCUCCCCAUGCUCUCCACUCACUACAUUCAGAAAGGCGGCCUAUACACCCGCCCUCCCUUUCCCCUCUCCGAUUUCAUCUCCCUUCUCAAAUCCACCCUUUCCCAAACCUUAACUCACUUCCCCCCACUCGCCGGCCGCCUUAUUACCGAUUCCGACGGCUACGUUUACAUCACCUGCAAUGACGCCGGCGUCAAUUUCGCCCACGCCGCCGCCACUCAUGUUCUCGUUCGCGACAUUAUUGGCUCCGUUGAUGUCCCGGAGGUUGUUAGGGGGUUCUUUCAGUUUGAUCGGACCGUGAGCUAUCAGGGCCAUUUCCUGCCGAUUUUAGCGGUUCAGGUCACGGAACUCGCCGACGGGGUGUUUGUUGGGUGCUCCGUAAAUCACGCCGUGACUGACGGGACGUCGUUUUGGAACUUCUUCAAUACGUUUGCGGAAGUUACUAGAGGCGUUAAGAGGAUCACGAGGCAGCCGGAUCUUAGCCGGGAAUCGGUUUUGAUCUCGCCGGCGGUGCUGGAACUCCCCGACGGCGGCCCCACGGUUACCUUCAACGUCGACGCGCCGUUACGGGAGAGAAUUUUGAGCUUCAGUAGAGAAUCGAUUUUGAAGCUGAAAGCCCAUACGAAUAAUCAGAAAUGGGGAGUUGACGGAGAAAUUGACGCCGUCGAGUUCAUGGGGAAACAGAAGAACGACCCCUUGAAAACCGUUGACGCCAAUGUAACGCCGUUAAACCGGAUAAGGACCCCCGCGAAAAACGGAACGGCCACAACCGCCGAGAUUUCGUCGUUCCAAUCCCUCUGCGCAUUGCUGUGGCGUGCGGUGACACGCGCCAGGAAACUGCCGUCCUCCAAAACGACGACGUUCCGAAUGGCUGUGAACUGCCGCCACCGCCUCGAGCCGAAGCUCGAACCCUUGUACUUCGGCAACGCCAUCCAGAGCAUUCCGACUUACGCUGCCGCCGGCGACGUCCUGUCCCACGAUCUCCGGUGGUGCGCCGAGCAGCUGAACAAGAACGUGAAGGCGCACGACGACGCGACGGUGAAAAAUUACAUCGGAAAUUGGGAGAGGGACCCACGGUGUUUCCCGCUCGGGAAUUUCGACGGCGCGAUGAUCACGAUGGGCAGCUCUCCGAGAUUCCCGAUGUACGACAACGAUUUCGGUUGGGGAAGACCCAUCGCCGUCAGGAGCGGACGCGCCAAUAAGUUCGACGGCAAGAUUUCGGCUUUUCCGGGGAGAGACGGCAACGGGACGGUGGAUUUAGAGGUCGUGUUGGCGCCGGAAACAAUGGCGGGCAUUGAGUCCGACCCGGAAUUUAUGCAAUAUGUGUCGGGUUACUGAAAUGGUUUCGGGCAUGUUUUUUUUUUUUUUUUAGUUGUUACAUACUAUGAAUGUAUUGUAUGGUGAUGUCAUAAAUUUUAGUUUUAUAUAUCCAAAAGGCUUUCACAUA
Ipomoea triloba (trilobed morning glory) is the source of this 1586-nucleotide messenger RNA. RefSeq lists its product as uncharacterized. NCBI's taxonomy places the organism in Eukaryota, Viridiplantae, Streptophyta, Magnoliopsida, Solanales, Convolvulaceae. The transcript has a single exon. The coding region runs from base 44 to 1477 and encodes 477 amino acids. The record is from RefSeq and is a predicted model, not a curated record.